Didymodactylos carnosus is the source of this 1029-nucleotide messenger RNA. The record is from the annotation of a GenBank genome assembly. NCBI's taxonomy places the organism in Eukaryota, Metazoa, Rotifera, Eurotatoria, Philodinida, Philodinidae.
AUGACACAACUAUCGUCACUAAGACUUACUACGAAAUUAAACAACCACCAGGAAACGACGGUUCCUAAUGCUUUUGACAAACCCACUGCUAUUUACCUACUUACAAACGAUUUGAAAGUAAACAAGACUCUCACUAAACUUGAACUUAGAUGGAACCAAAUAUCCGAUAGAGGAGUUGAAGCACUAGCAGAAGCACUGAAAGUAAACAACACACUCACUCAACUUGAUCUUGCAGACAACCAAAUAUCCGAUAGAGGAGUUGAAGCACUAGCAGAAGCACUGAAAGUAAACAAGACUCUCAUUCAACUUCAUCUUGCAAACAACCAAAUAUCCGAUAGAGGAGUUGAAGCACUAGCAGAAGCACUGAAAGUAAACGACACUCUCACUAAACUUGAUCUUGCAAACAACCAAAUAUUCGAUAGAGGAGGUGAAGCACUAGCAGAAGCACUGAAAGUAAACAAGACUCUCACUAAACUUGAUCUUAGCAUCAACCAAAUAUCCGAUAGAGGAGUUGAAGCACUAGCAGAAGCACUGAAAGUAAACGACACUCUCACUAAACUUGAUCUUAGCAUCAACCAAAUAUCCGAUAGAGGAGUUGAAGCACUAGCAGAAGCACUGAAAGUAAAUAACACUCUCAUUCAACUUCAUCUUGGAUGGAACCAAAUAUCCGCUAGAGGAGGUGAAGCACUAGCAGAAGCACUGAAAGUAAACAAGACACUCACUCAACUUGAUCUUGAACACAACCACAUAUCCGAUAGAGGAGGUGAAGCACUAGCAGAAGCACUGAAAGUAAACAACACACUCACUCAACUUGAUCUUGAACACAACCAAAUAUCCGAUAGAGGAGUUGAAGCACUAGCAGAAGCACUGAAAGUAAACGACACUCUCACUAAACUUGAUCUUAGAUGGAACCAAAUAUCCGCUGGAGGAGGUGAAGCACUAACAGAAGCACUGAAAGUAAACAAGACACUCUCACUCAACUUGAUCUUGCAGACAACCAAAUAUCCGCUAGAGGAGGUGAAGCACUGA